GGCUCUUUAUAUUCCAACCAUGCCCGGAGCGAGUCGCGACUCGUGAGAGAUGGAUACGAAUGAACGAGGUAGUGCUAAUAUGGAGAGGGCGAAGAUGUUCCUGGGGCUGACGCCGGACGAGUCAGAGGCUGUGUCGCGACUCGCUGUUCCAGAACGGCAGGCCGGCGAGGGAAAGAGCUUCUACGACGCUUUCGCUCUUGCGGGAAUGCGAGUCGUCCGAGUCGAACCCGGACUCGUCGUAUGUUCUUUCAAGGUCCCUCCCCGACUCACUGACAGAAGUGGAAACUUGGCAAAUGGUGCGAUUGCAAACCUUGUCGAUGUCGUUGGAAUUUCUUUAGAAUAUGGCGAGGGACUCCCUAUGAUUGUUACAAUCGACAUGUCUAUCUCGUAUCUUUCUACAGCGAAGAUUGAUGACGAGCUCGAGAUCACCUCAAAAAGAUUAGGAAACAGAGGAGGUUAUACUGGAACGGUGGUAGUUUUGAGAAACAAAACAACAGGGGAGAUUAUUGCUGAAGGUCGACUUUCGAUGUUCCGUGCACUUGGUUCUAGCAAACUGUGAGUGUUAAUCUCAUUAGGGUUCCUUUCCUUUGAAACAUAUUGUAUUUACCAUUCAUGUUUGGCCAUCUAAUGACUUGUAUUGAUUCCAAAUCUUCUAAUGCUAAAUACUCUGCAAGUUCCAUCUCAACCUCCCGCUCCUUGAAUUCUUGGACGGCGAUAGUCUUGUGGUGCGACAACAAUCAACUUUUCUUUGUGCACGCAAUACAUUUCGACUCAAAAAGAAAUGAAUAAGAGUAAGCUUGUACUUGCCUCAAAACAAUGUGCCAAAAGGGACAGAUGAAACAUUGCAAACUUGUGCCAGAAGCGCCAUUACGCGGUGGGAAAAGGCAGGUUGUUGUGUUCAAUGCAGUGGGGCUAGAACAUAAUUUGACACAACGUCCAGCUUAAUAUCAAGAUUUUCAAGCUUGGGGCAUCAAUAAAAAGAUUGUACACAUAAUGUCAAUUAUCAACAGGCAAACUUAUGCGCAA
Molecule: messenger RNA, 1026 nt
Organism: Malus domestica (apple)
Lineage: Eukaryota; Viridiplantae; Streptophyta; Magnoliopsida; Rosales; Rosaceae
Molecular function (GO): fatty acyl-CoA hydrolase activity
Source: RefSeq, a predicted model, not a curated record